Colletotrichum scovillei is the source of this 3240-nucleotide messenger RNA. RefSeq lists its product as uncharacterized. The transcript has 7 exons. The coding region runs from base 1 to 3240 and encodes 1079 amino acids. NCBI's taxonomy places the organism in Eukaryota, Fungi, Ascomycota, Sordariomycetes, Glomerellales, Glomerellaceae. The record is from RefSeq and is a predicted model, not a curated record. Gene Ontology annotation, biological process: protein phosphorylation. Gene Ontology annotation, molecular function: protein kinase activity; ATP binding.
AUGUCCUCUGGUCAAGAAGCCUUUGCGCAGGAGUUCCAGACGGCCCUGGAAGAGUUCCGUGAGCUUCGCAAGCAAGAGACGAGAGUUGCAGCUUGUGGGCGAAGCUUUGUAUUGGUGAGCAACGUCACAGCAAGGCUCACACAACGGUCUAUCAGUUGCUCAGACGAUUACGAAAACGAUCUAGACCGGCUCAGACAAACAGCUUACCUUCGCCAUGGACCUGAUCCUCCGCAACUGCAACGGGAUCACUACUACGAACACCUCGCGGUUUUCUACAACCUUCUAGAUGUUGGCGCACCGAAUCUGAUUCACGAAUUUUGGAACAACAACUUCAACCUUCUUCCUAUUGAUCGGGACAAGUUGCGAAAUCAUAUACGAGCACCGCCUGGGCUCCCAAGCUUCCACGAUGACUUCCAUCGCAAUCAGUUUGCAUGGUGCCCAAUUCACUUCAAAAUGGAUAUGGGUGGACCUCAUGGGCUUGGCAUAAUCAGUCCAUUUUCACGCAAGGAGAUCAUUAUGCCGUAUCGGGGCGGAAAAGUCCCUCGGGCCAACACUGCAACGUUGUACGCCAUUGACGUGCUCGAGGAGCUCGUAGACCCAGACCUUCAAAAGCAAAUGGCUAGCGCAAAGAUAGAGAGGCAAGAAGGCGGUGCAUGUGACGGAAGCAAAGGGAAGCGAUACCGCUUUGCGUUGAAACAGUUUGAAGCAGCCAAGAAAGAUCACUUUUUCAACGAGAGACAGAUGUUCAGAAACCUGAAGAAUCAAGACGGAAUGAUACAGUACAUUGGCUGGUUCAAAGGCUUCGAACCUGAUAAUGAGGGAGGGUUCAAAGAGUACUACAAUAUCGUGCUGGAGCUGGCGGCUUUUGACUUUUACACGGCAAUCCAGGAGGAAUCGCCUCCAAUCUCCGUCGCAGAAAUUUCAGAUUUCUGGCAAGCGAUGUCAGAAAUCUCAGGAGCCCUGGCAUCGAUACACACGGUGGAGAUUGACGGGAGAGAGUAUUUAACAUGGCAUGGCGACAUCAAACCACAGAACAUUCUUCGAGUCAAUGACCGCUUCAAAUUGGCAGAUCCUGGAGAAGCUAGCAUGCAACUCAAAACGACCAGCAUCACUGAACCUCAGAAGGUCAAAUCAGCAGGGGGUACAAGAACAUAUGCGGCUCCCGAGAAGGCGGCUUUCUUGGAUGGGUUCAGCCAGAAGAAGCCAGACGUUUCUCAGACAAGCGAUGUCUGGUCUCUUGGGUGUGUCUUCUCCAUCGCAGCAACAUACGUUGUUUUGGGCCAGCAAGGAGUCCUCAUAUUCAAUCAGUUGCGCAGAGAGGCCAUUUUCAACGCAACGGGGCACUCUAGUGAUGCCUUCCACGACGGGGAAAACGUUCUAAAGGAAGUUCGGUACUGGCACACAUAUCUCAGAGAGGCCACUAGAAGGACCGACGCCUACACAGACACGAUUUUGAACAUCGUGGACAAUUUUAUGCUGGUCCCGGGUGAGUCUCGAUGGCCGGCAAAGCAAAUCUGGAAAGAGUUCGACGGAUUCUUCACUACCAUCAAAGCCGAACGGUCUGCCGUUCCAAAAGGCUUACAUGAUCUACUUCAAAACAUUGAUCUCCGCUCUGAACAGCUGUACGACCAGCAUUCAGGAAUCCGAAGAGUUGAUUCCGACGAUACAAGCAAAACACCCAAGGUGGUACCAAGCUUGCCCCGUACCGACAUAGAAUUCGAAAGCCGGGAGAAGCUUCUGGAGCAAGUGAUACAGCCGGUUGCGCAGCGAUCACAGAAUCGAAACGGGUCCCCCACACAAUCAAGACACCCGUCAAUCAGUUUCCAUCCUGCACUGGACACCAGGACUGAUGGUCAAAAGUUUCCCAGAGAAGUUGGAAAACAGAACGUCACAGCCCAGCAACUACCCAAGGCACCACAGAAACAUGCCAUCGACACGCCAUCGACGCCAGAUCAGCCAAACCUCUCUUUGCCGCCGUCCAACCAGAGCCACGAUCGGAACCUGAUCACAGUAUGGAAGGUUCAGCGAGAGCUUGAGAAGAAUGGUCUAGAGUGGAGGCCUUCUAUCAGAAGCUUCAGGUCGCUAGUUCAAAAACAAGAGACGACAGUCAGAGGCAAGAGCAACCUCGAGCUUUUGGACCAGCGCUUGGAAACCGAGUUCAAAGACCGAGACAUUAUCUAUCUUGUCGACAAUGGAUCAACGAUGUCAGGUCAUUGGACCCAGGCGAGUAAUCUCCUCAAGGUCCUCGUCUGGCGGUCUAUUGGAUACGACGACAACGGCAUGGAACUGUACUUCACGAAUCCCGACACUCCAGCCAAUGCAAGCAUAACUGAAACGAAGAAACAAUCAGUCAUUACGUUCGUCACAGCCAUGAAGAAUGCAGAGCCUAGCCAGUCACAUCAUGUUAAGACUACAAUCGUUCCGGAACUCGCUCGUAUCAUCAACGGCUAUACGAGAGCGAUGACCUCGCAGCGCCCACCACGUCCACCACGUAAGAAAACCAUCAUUGUGCUUACUGAUGGGAUAUGGGAGGGUAUGAAAAUGGAGCACACUAUCGAUAUCCACCUGAGAUCAACUUUCCAUGAACUGAAAGACCUACACGGGGACUUGUCCUAUGUGCAGCCAGGAAAGUCUGAUGACCAGGUUGACAUCUCGGAAAUCCGACCUGUGACCAUCCAGUUCGUCCAAUUUGGCAACCACCGAAAUGCGACCGAGAGAUUUCGACGAUUGGACGAUGAUAUGGAGUUAUAUGGAUGCCCUGAUCUGAUCGACACUGAAAGUGCCGAUGGGGAUGUCUACAAGAUGUUCCUCGGAAGCUUGUGCAAAGAUAUUGACGGAAUGAUGCAAUCAAACCUUGGCCCAGCUCUCUCUGCUGUCCCCAGCCUUGAAAGGUCAUCGAGCCACUUGGACAGGGGGCGAAGCUUUCGUCACCAGGACUCCGAGGAUACAUUGCCAACAUCUCAAGUAAUAGGAGCAGGUCAUGUCCUCACGGAAGCUUCGAAUCAGUUGAGCAAUUCGUCCGUCGACCAGAACCGGUCGCCCCAGUCUGCGUCACAACCUCCGCAGUUGUCUAGUUUCUCCAGCGAGUCACGACAGUCGAGCUUUCCCAACCCCGCGCAAAGGUCGUCGACAAUCAUGCCAGCAAGUCCAGCCUCACUGCGAACAUUAACUUCCCCUGAGACUCCAGGCUCUGCACGCAACUCAUUCCACACAUUGAAGGUGUCCCUGAUUCACACCUGA